AUGCAACACUCCUUCUCAUCAUCCUCACUCUCUCUUCUCCCUCUCCUUCUCCACCUUCUCCUCCGCCAUCACCGCCUUUCAACCCUCCCGGGUCCCACCCGCCCAAGAGGUUACCCAAUCCUCGGCGCUCUCCCACUCAUCUGCCCAGCAGUUCACGUCUCCCUUGCCAACCUCGCCAAACGGUACGGCCCCAUCAUGUACCUCAAGCUCGGCACAAGAAGUGUGGUCUUAGCGUCCACAUCCUCCGCUGCUCGCUCAUUCCUGACCAUCUUCGAUCACCAGUUCGCCAACCGCCCAACCGCCACCAUGAAAACCAAAGAAGCCGUGUACAACGGCGAUGACAUGGUCUUCUCCAACUACACACCCCGCUGGAAACUCCUCCGCCGGCUCAGCACCAUUCACAUGCUCGGCAACAAAGGCUUCGCCAAGUGGGCCGACGUGAGGCGCUCCGAAGUCACGCACAUGCUCCACGCCAUGCACGAGUCUAGCAAGCUAGCCAAACCUGUUUUACUUUCAGAGAUGCUCAUAUGCACCACAACCAACAUCAUUGAACGUGUGAUGUUGAGCCAGAGAGUGUUUGGAAGUGUUGAUGAGGAGCUGGGUAAGUUCAAGGAUGUUCUGAAGGAGUUGAUGACUGGUGCUGGGAUGUUCAAUAUAGGGGAUUUUGUGCCGGGGAUUGGUUGGAUGGACUUGCUAGUGUGA
Dioscorea cayenensis subsp. rotundata (Guinea yam) is the source of this 702-nucleotide messenger RNA. RefSeq names its product flavonoid 3',5'-hydroxylase-like. The coding region runs from base 1 to 702 and encodes 233 amino acids. Gene Ontology annotation, molecular function: heme binding; iron ion binding; monooxygenase activity. The record is from RefSeq and is a predicted model, not a curated record. The transcript has a single exon. Lineage: Eukaryota; Viridiplantae; Streptophyta; Magnoliopsida; Dioscoreales; Dioscoreaceae.